Branchiostoma belcheri (Belcher's lancelet) is the source of this 1232-nucleotide messenger RNA. RefSeq names its product UPF0764 protein C16orf89 homolog. The record is from RefSeq and is a predicted model, not a curated record. Bases 92 to 1141 code for a protein of 349 amino acids. NCBI's taxonomy places the organism in Eukaryota, Metazoa, Chordata, Leptocardii, Amphioxiformes, Branchiostomatidae. The transcript has 8 exons. Gene Ontology annotation, cellular component: cytosol; membrane.
CAGUUGGAAAUCCGCCCGGCUCACAACACGUACAGUCACCGAGUCAGCGGCAUCAGACACACGCGGCACUGGUGUAGCACGACCAGACAACAUGGGUCCACUCCUGCCGAUUUUGCUGUGCGCAAUCUUCGCCUAUCCUGCUGCUUGUAGCGGCGAUCUGAACAAGGGUCCCGAGCCGAGCCUACAGGACGCCCUGGAUGCCCUGGGGAGGGUGCUGGGCUACUGUGAACGGAACUACCGUGUGCUGAACCUGGAUGCUGUCAUAGGAAUCCGCAUGGUGGACGGUCAGCUCACCGUGCUGUCCAGACGGAUCGCAGCGGGUCGGCUACCCGCGGACCCCGCCCAGUCAAGGCGGGUGGUGGAACUGCAGCGACAGGCGGCGCGUGUGGCAGACCUUACGCUGCCCCAGCUACAGAAAACCGAUCCCGACUAUUACGAACGUCUGUCGCCGAUUUUGCAGCCAGGGUUCUGGGUGAUUGACAGCCGCUCCAAGACAACAGACCCGCGCCUGUUGGCCCCGCCCACCACACCACGUGACACGCCCUUCAACGAGGAGCAAAGUGACGGAUGUCUGACAGAGCUUCUGGGGACCAAUGCAAAGACCAGUUGCAGCAUCUCCCCUUCCUGUUGGAGCCUGAUGACGUCACCCGGUUACCGGGGUUACUGGCUGACGCACGAGCUGUUCUACCUGCAGAUUGGUGAACAGGCUGGUUGCUCGCACGAGUUGGCGAUCCGCGCGGCGGAGAGCGGGCGGAGGGACGGGGUGGGCGGCAUGGAGGCCGAGUACUGCGCCAACAUCCUGCGGGAGGCCAGGGACCUGGCCGCCGCAGGCUUCAGACAGGAGGGCCGGGACCUCUUCAUGGAGCAGGCAUUACUUUGCGGCCUUGUCGGUUAUCGGGACUUUUUCCGGUCAUCAUGGUUAUCCGCCAUCUUGUCCUGGCAAUCUCCAUCCGGGUGCUUUGGUUACCAGGCAACCAUGGAAUCUGGCCAAAACAGACGGGUGCGGCGGCGGGAAAAGAUUCUGUCAGGGAGAUGUCUGUCCCACAAGACCGGUGUUGCUGCCGGCGCCCUGGCAGGGUACGUUCGCUACAUACUGGAGUACUACCGGGACCUCUCACAGGAAACCGCGGGAACUCACUGACCAAUCAACGCCCUCAGAACGGUUUUGCGGUCCAAUUAGCGUUCAAUAAAGUAGUCAUGGAAGGGCAGUGUUAGAUUAACCUUAGAUUAUC